This is a messenger RNA of Prorocentrum cordatum, 1601 nucleotides long. NCBI's taxonomy places the organism in Eukaryota, Dinophyceae, Prorocentrales, Prorocentraceae. The record is from the annotation of a GenBank genome assembly.
CAGACACAGACACAGACACAUCCGUAGCCAUUUUGGCUCAAGCCAUUCGGCUGAGCUGGCUGCGCCCGGCGCCCCUUCUCCGGGGCUUCCCGUGCCCUGCGCAAAUUCGCCCGCCGGCAUGGAGCUGGAGGCACUGUUGUCCAGGUGCCCGGUGGCCGCCGCGGCCUUCGGCGCGGUGGCGGCGGCGCUUUGCGCGCCGAGCGCGCCCGGCCGCCAGGUGGCCAUGGUGGCAGCCUCCGUGGUCGCGCCCCUGGCACGACGCCCCACGGAGCGCGUGGAGGUGAAGGCGUCCCGGUGUGUGGUGCGGGUGUCACGGCUGCGGCGCACAUCAACAUCCAGGAAGACCUCUUGCUGGCCGCGCAGGCGUCUUUGGGUCUGAAGCAGAAGCCAGGCGUAUCGGACGUCAAGCGCGAGCUUCGGCGGAGAGGAUGCAGCUCCUUAGCCUCGAAGUGCGGUCGACUCUCGAAGCUGCGGAACACCGAGGCCCACAUGGCGGCGAGCCUCCCGGCGGCGGUGGCGGCUGCGCUGAUGGGCUCGCCUGGGUCGCCCCAGCAGCGCGGCUCGGUGGGCCGCUUGGUGCUUGACGCGGUGUCCAGCGAGGAGUUUGCGACGGCCUCUGACUCCCAGCACGGCUCCUUGCCGCUGGAGAAGAAGCUUGUGUCGUCCCAGUCGCCGGCCUCGGACUUCCUGCACGACCCCGAGAAGCAGGAGGUAAAGUUGGAGGAGAUCAAGUUGCUGGUCUCGGACGAGCAGUUCGUCAAGAGCGGCUGCGCCACGCCUGCCGCUGCCCGCUUGGGUGGGCGCAUGGGCGGGGCCAAGUUCCCUGUGGAGGCCGAGGCGCCGACGGAGGCCGCGCCGCCCAUGAAGCAGGCCUCAGCUAUGGGAACCGCCGCGUACGACGAGGAUGAGUGCCGCGAGACGACCAAGGGCCUCAGCGAGCGCCAGUCCUUAGUCCUGGCCGUCGUCGACGGCAUCGUGGAGGGCAAUGUCGAUGUGUCCCUGUCUGAAGUCCUCAGGCUGCUGGACGGCAUGGGAGUGCCUCAUGUGCCCCAGGGACCUCGUCUUGUCAGGGACCGUGUCGCUCUCCUGCGGAAGCGUCGGGCCCUUCUGAGGUGCUCGUCUGAAUGAUUGCAGUUGAUAUGUUCGUCUUGUGAGGCCUUCUGUUCUGUGCAGUCUGCGCCCGCACGAGGCGAAGUGUCAUGCAGUGAUUCCCUCCUGUAUUUGCAUGGGUAGGUGCCAGGCCGCCUCUCGUUGGUUUGCGCGGAUCCAUCAUGCAGUCGAGAAUGUUGUCUUUAUAUUUUUUUUCAGCCUCCUGCUCUGCAUUCUGUGUACAUGCAGGAGUUGCCCCGAGUCGGAGGUUGAGGGUUUGACGUGUCGAGCGUGCUCUCGGGGCCGAUGUGCCCUGGAGGUUUUGGUUCCGACGUCGUCGAUGCUCUCUGGGCCGAAGCGCCCCCUUCGUGUCUUGGGAAGGCCCCUGUGGGCCGUGGCUUCUCAGUGAGGCCUUGGCCCACAGUGGGCUCCUUUUGCCUUUUUAUAGGCCCCGCGUCAACAGACACAGACACAGACACAGACGCAGACACAGGCACAGGCACGUGCACAGG